AUGUCAUCCAUCUCAAUCGCAACGCUCCCCCGCAUGGGCCGUGAUGCCCUAGCGGCCCUACUUCGAACGGAACCAACCAACCUAGCCAUCGUUGAUGUCCGAGACUCAGAUCAUAUUGGCGGCCAUAUCCGCUUAUCAACUUGGGUACCCAGCUCAACACUGGAUGUACGCAUGCCCGAGCUCAUCCGCACUCUCAAAGACAAGCAGAUGGUUGUCUUCCACUGUGCACUCAGUCAGCAGCGUGGUCCAUCUGCUGCUCUCCGAUACGCGCGCGAGCGUGAGAGCGCACUCGGUGUCGAGGAGAGCCAAAAGCAGCAGGUAUUUAUCCUCGAUGGUGGAUUCGUGGAAUGGCAGCAGAAGUAUGGCAAUGAUGCUAAGGUGACUGAUGCUUAUGCUGCUGAUGUUUGGGAAGAAUAUUGA
Messenger RNA from Penicillium paradoxum, 420 nucleotides. Its product is annotated as phosphatase YCH1. The record is from RefSeq and is a predicted model, not a curated record. Lineage: Eukaryota; Fungi; Ascomycota; Eurotiomycetes; Eurotiales; Aspergillaceae. Gene Ontology annotation, molecular function: protein tyrosine phosphatase activity. The transcript has 2 exons. The coding region runs from base 1 to 420 and encodes 139 amino acids. Gene Ontology annotation, cellular component: cytoplasm; nucleus.